This is a messenger RNA of Psylliodes chrysocephalus, 5211 nucleotides long. Lineage: Eukaryota; Metazoa; Arthropoda; Insecta; Coleoptera; Chrysomelidae. The record is from the annotation of a GenBank genome assembly.
AUGGAUAAGUUUCUAAUUCCUAAAGCUUCGGUUCCCUCAACUUCGCCUGAUGUUGCCUCAACAUCUUCUGUUUUUUCAACAUCAUCUACAAUAACUCCCUCUAAAUAUCCAGGUCUGGAUACAAAUGAUUCUUUUAGUGAAAAUGAAAAUGAAAUAAGUGUUCAUGAGUCAGAUGAGUCUCACAGUGACAGCAAUGAGGGAAAUAUGGAAUGGUUGGAAGUGAAGGGUAAUGGUGCAACUUGCAAAAUUUGUGACGUUAAUAUUAAAGGAGGUAUCACCCAUAUAAAAAGACACGGUGACAGUGACCGACACAAGAAGAAGAUGAAGAUUGUAAGCAGUACACCCCAAGUUACGAAUUUCCUAAAGACGAAUAACAAACAGGAGGAGCGCCUUAAAACUUCAGUUAAAAAGGCUGAAAUAAAGAUGGUUAUGUUUGUUGCGGAACAUAAUCUUCCUUUUACGACACUAGAUCACCUUCCACAACUUAUAAAAUCAAUUUGUAGUGACUCAGAAAUUGCAAAGCAAUUUCGGUGUGGUAGUGAUAAGGGAACUUUUAUAUGUAAAAAUGUUAUUGAACCUGACAGUUUAAAAUGUAUGACUGAAUACAUGAGUGAUAACUGGUACUCGCUUAUAAUCGAUGAGACAACAGAUGUAAGUACAACAAAGUAUUUGGCAAUUGUUGCUCAUUUUUAUAAAGAUUUUCAAGUUAAAGAUAAGUUUCUGGGCCUUAUUGAACUUGAGGAAUUAACUGCUCAAGCAUUGUUUGAGACAAUUUCAGAUAAUGCAUCUGUCAUACAAGGUAAUAAAUCUGGUGUUGCCAAAAAAUUUAGAGAUUUGUUACCUGAUAUAUUUAUUUUGGGAUGUGUAUGCCAUACUUUGGCACUCUGUUCUUCUGCUGCGUGUGCAAAGUUACCAAUAGAAGUAGAGGUAAAAUGUUUAGACUUUUAUAUUGAGCUUGCAAGACAAGUUAAAAGUCGAUUUGACUUUAGUGAUCCAGUAUUGAUAUUUUUAAAUAAUUUUAAUCCAACAACUGCUGUUUCUGGAAAUUGUCCAUCAUUAGUUCCACUUGCUGUACGAUUUCCUAGACUACAAGACAAUUUAGAAAAACUGAAUUCUGAAUGGAGAUUGUUAUCGGAUAUUGCGGAUUUAAAAGAUAAAGCCAAUAAUCUUAAAUUUUAUGAGUUUUGGAAGUUUGUGAAUACGCUCGGUAGUGAGUGGACGCAAUCUAUCAACAUGGUGAACUGUUUUGUGUGCGGAGAAUCUACAAGUGAAGAGAACGAGGUGACUGUGAAAGAACGUGGCAUUAAGACUCUUUUAUCGGCAAGCAUUGUUAGAGGUGAUAAUGAACACCAGCAAAUGCUCGAAUCUGUGGAUAGCGUUACCCUACACGUGGCGUGUCGUUUGCGUUAUAUUGAUACAAGAUGUGUGGGAGCACCUCGACGCCGCCGUGACUCUGUUGCACCGUCUACGUCCUCAGCAGUGGAAUCGCAAGCACCACCGACGUUUGAUUUUAAAAGCCAUUGCUUCAUUUGUGCGGAAAGAAUACAGAGUUUGUCAGAAGAAAUGAGGUUGCAUGUGAGAAAGCGAAAACCGGUUCGCACUGUUACGCGAAAUUCGAUCAGGAAUACGAUUUUGAAUUGGUGUAAUUCACGCACCGACGACUUUGCAAGUGAAAUAGUUGCGCGCAUUCAAAAUGUUAGUGACUUUGUAGCUGUUGGCGCGCGAUAUCACGCCUCUUGUGUCCGUAAAGUAAAUCGCGGGUGUUCGAAAGAUCGAGCCGGAAGACCAGUCUCUAACGAAGAGUGUAUCAAAGGAGAUUUCGUGCCGUAUCCGACAACUAUAAAGCAGCGCUUACAGGAAGAGUACGGUCAUGAAAUUCUGAUCUUUGAGAAACAAGGAACGCCUUGUAUAAUUUGUUUCCGUAAUACUGGUUACAAAAUACUUUCGAAAGCCUGGUACGACGCAAAGAAUUCCGAUCCGGAGGAAGAAAGGUUGAGAGUGAUUCGCGAAGCAGCUGCCAUUAUUGUCGAGGACAUACGCUCAAAACUCUACGAUACAAAAUCAUAUCCCCCCUCCGAUAAUUUCAUGGACAACGUGGACGACUCCAUUCCCGCUUCUCUGAACGUGCUACUCUCCGAAAUUAUUUGUAAAACCAAAAAAGGAUCGCUGGAAUCUUGGAAAAGGAAGUGUACUUCUAUCGCGCAUGCUAUUAUAUCGGCAGUUCGUCCGCGGUCUUUCAUUUCUUCUUUACAAAUCGGCGUUGGCGCUUUCUUGUACAAGAAAUUUGGCUCCAGACUUUUGAUUGACGUUCUUUCAUCGCUGGGAUUUUCCUCGUCGUAUGAGAACGUAUCAUCGUACGAAGCUACUUCCAUCACGCGACCACAGCGCCAAGUAAAAGACACCGAUUUUAUACAGUUUGUUUACGACAAUGCCGAUUUCAACAUUAAUACGCUGGACGGGCAUGACACGUUUCAUUGUAUGGGAGGAAUACAAUGCGUAACGCCAUUCGACGCUAUUGAACCUGAUACAGAAAUGACUCGAAGCUCAGUCAGAAAAUCCGCUGCGGCUAUUGCACAAAUUGGGCAUGAAGAAAUGCGAUACUACGGAAAAGAGAAAUUGGCUGGUUUCCGAAAAGUUCAAGUUGCGAAAAUUGCGACCGCGGGCACUAUUUCUAAAACAUGUCUUCCAACCAUUGGCGAUUUCAUGUGGUUGUACGGGAAAUGGGCCUGCGUAGCUGGCAUACCGGGGUGGAAUGGUUUUAUGGAAGAAGUUACUGUCAACAAGAGCUUCGUGAGGUCAAAAGUCAUGUUUAUCUCAUUCAUCAACGGUUCUCCUUCCGAUUACGACACGAUUUACACGACGCUGUGCUCGGCUCUCGACAGGAGCAAGGCUACCAGGUGCAAGUCAUGUAUCAUUACAUUCGACCAGCCGCUGUUUUGGAAAGCUCACGACAUUGUUUCCAACGCCGAUCCUUCGUCUGAAUUGAGUUCCAUCAUCGUUCGCCUCGGGGGAUUCCACAUUCUACUUUCAUUUCUGGGAGCCAUCGGCUAUAUAAUGAGGGGUAGCGGACUCGAAGAUCUUUUAAAAAUCAUUUACGCUGAAAAUAGCGUUGAUAAGAUUCUCUCUGGACAUGCUUACUCGAGAGCAGUUCGUGCUCAUUUCCUCGUUCAUGCGUCCCUAGCGAAGCGGAUCAUGGAGACGAUUGACUUUCAAGAUAUCGAACGCGAAGAGGUUGAGCGACUUUUGUUAACCUCAGAUCGGACUGUUGUCCUCACAGCGGGAGAAAACGAUGCUGUAAAAGAAGUUGUCCGAAAAUUUGAAGCGGCGGUGAACCGAACCGAGCAGAGUGGGCCCACCGCUAAACUGUGGGUGCAGUACUUUAGAAUGGUCACCUUGGUAAAACAUUUCAUCGAAGCAGAACGUUCCGGUGACUGGGAUCUUCAUCUCAAUGCAAUUCGAGGGAUGCUUCCUUUCUUUUACGCAAGCGGACACUUUCUGUACGCGAAGAGCGCUCACCUAUACCUCCAAGAUAUGGAAAAUUUACCGGGCAAAAUGCCGGCGGAUGAGUUCGAAAAAUUCACAACACAAGGCUACUUCACAAUAAGGCGCAGCAACAAAUUUUGGUCAGGCAUCAUGUCCGAUCAAACAAUAGAGCAAACGCUGAAUCGGGAAUCAAAAAUUCAUGGUGGAAUGUUCAAGCGGGGAGCUGACGAGAGCGUGGCAGUAAGGUGGACCAUGAGUGCGGUACAUAUGCAAAAUAUUUGCCAACAAAUUGAAGAUUUCUGCGAUGUUCAUGGCGGAACAACUGAGCAGCACGUUGACUUUAAACCGAGUCGUGUGAGAAGAGACAAUUCAGAUAUGAAAAAAAUUGACCACUGGUUCGAUGAUCACAAUCCUUUCCCUACGGAUUCUCAAAUUAUGUCGAUUAGUUCGGGUAUAAUCGGCACUGAAAACAUCAAUUGCCAUCUCGCUUCAGAAAUUGGUAUAAAAUUGCUCAACAAUUUGGUCGGUACAAAUUACGAUUCGGUGAAAUUCAAACGAAAAGAUAAAGUUUCACCCUUAUCAGCAGUUGGCAGCAGCAUAACAAUCGACAAAACGUCUGUGCCCAUAAACCCCCUCCUGCUUUUUCAACGAAUCAGCAUUUCUAAACAAACAAACGAAGACCUGAAGGAUUGUUUUGGGUAUGAGCUUGCACCGUACCCUCUUUCGUUGUUUAACGAAGAAGGAAUGAGGAAAGGUACGAAGUCCACGUUUUACAACGCUUUUGUAUUCGAUGGUUACCCUGAAGAUUUACAAACAGUCUUUUUGAAGGGUUGGGAACGGAGAAGACGCGCAGCCAAGCACCGUUCGCCUGAAGUAAUUGUCAACGCGACCGCAUUUCCCCCUACGACACAGGAAAAAUUUUUGGGCAACGACAAGAACAAGGCAAGGCUUAUUGACAUUUUAAAAAAAGCUUUGCAGGAUUCUGGUGUCGUUAUUCAGCAAGCACCGGCAGACGCCGAUUCUUUCAUCGUAGGAACGGCAAUUCAAGAAGCCUCAAAUCACGACGAAGUUACGAUCAUCGGCGAGGACAUCGAUCUCCUCGUGAUACUAACUGCCUUAGGGUAUCAUUUGAAUAACGUUUUCUUCAAGAAACCGGGCAGAGAACGGACUCCGGAACAAUUAUAUUCACCGGCAAGUUUUAAGUAUGAAGAGUCUGUAGCAAAACAUAUUUUGUUCUUACAUGCCUGCAGCGGAUGCGAUACAACGUCUUCAAUAUUCAACGUAGGAAAAUUGAAAUUCAUCGAGACUCUCAAGAAAAACAACAAUUUGAACAAAGCUCUGAGCUUGUUCCGCGAGGCAAACAUUCACAAACAUUGUUUGGCUCAAGCUGGAGAAUGUUUCCUAAUCGCAUUGUUUGGAGGCGAUGAAAAUGUAAAAACACUGGACGACCUGAGAUUUAAGAACUUCACAAAAUCAGUUACGAGGAACAAAUUCAAUUUUGCCACACUUCCACCUACUUCGGCAGCAGCAGAACAACAUAUCUACAGGACGUACCUGCAGGUGCAAAUGUGGAUGGAGUAUGAAGUCAACGCUACGGAAUGGGGGUGGAGAAAAACUAAUCGCGGACUCGAACCUAUCGCUACAAUGGCCGAUCCAGCACCAGAAUUUUUGCUGAAGACAAUAUCGUGAAAAUGUAACUCCACCAAAACAACUAAUGAUGAGAAAUAG